Saccostrea echinata is the source of this 2064-nucleotide messenger RNA. RefSeq lists its product as uncharacterized. The transcript is spliced from 18 exons. Bases 1 to 2064 code for a protein of 687 amino acids. Lineage: Eukaryota; Metazoa; Mollusca; Bivalvia; Ostreida; Ostreidae. The record is from RefSeq and is a predicted model, not a curated record.
AUGGAUUUCAGUGAUUCAGACAGGGCUUCUGAUGAAGAUCGAGAAACUGCUUGUAUGUUGGAUACGGAGAGUGAUAGCGAAGACUUUGUGUCGGAUGAGGAAGAAUGCCAUCAGUCUGUUCCAUCAAAACGAAAAAGAGGACGACCAUUUGGAAGCUAUCAACGUGGAGAAACUGAAGAUGAGGACAGUGGGGAUGACCUCAGCCCAGUGCAGGCAAAUGAGGAGGACUUAAUCUCAUUCAGGGAGAAUUUCCAGGCAAUGAGCAGCCUGGAAAGACGCCAGUGGCUUCUGGACUAUCUAUGGAGCCAUUCUCAAUUUGAUGAGCAAUCUCAGUCCUGGGGUUUUAUUUUCAUCCUUGGGACAACCAGUGUGUGCUGUGCAGCAUUUAGAGCUGUGCUGGGGAUACCCCAAUCAACUUUUUAUGAAGUGCGGAGUUUGUUCUUAAAGAAUCAGAAAAGCGUUACAAGUUACAAACGGAAGGGGCGCCAGACAAAAUCUAUGAAGGCCAUUGCUUGGUUGAAACUUUACGCUCAAAACUAUGGAGAAAAGCUCCCAAACAGCCACCACAUUCAUUUACCUCCUUGCUCCACAAAACUCCAUGUAUAUGAGCUAAUGGUAGAGGAAUCGCAGGGAGAUUUUAUGUCACCAGUUUCACUGAGCCACUUCCUUAGUUUGUGGAGAAGUGAAGCUUCAUAUAUAGCCAUACCAAAGAACAACCGAUUUUCAAAAUGUAAUGUAUGCACAGAGAUUAAAAUUAAACUUGGGGAAACCAGAGAUGCACAAGAAAGAAUGAUGCUCCAGAAGAAAAGAGACAAUCAUCUUAAAAAGCAGAACAUAGAGAGACAGAAAUAUUAUAAGCACCAACAGAAGGCCAAAAUGUUUCCUAACAAAUAUUUGUCGCUUAUUAUCGACGGGAUGGAUCAAAGCAAGACUUCCCUACCCCAUUUCGUCCAUGCCAGCAAGUUUACGUCUACGAUGUGGAAGUUACGGGUACAUUUAAUUGGUGUCAUCGUUCAUGGGAUAGGGAUAUAUGGUUUCUUCGACCUAUUCCAGUACAGUCAUUCUACAAAUCUUACAAUUUCCAUCCUUCUGAGUGUGCUCUACUCCAUGAAAGAUUCUCUUCCUGACACCCUUUACAUACAAAUGGACAAUUGUGCCAGGGAAAAUAAGAACAGAUAUCUAUUGGGAUUUAUGUGUUAUCUUGUGGAGAUUGGCUUGUUUCGAAAAAUCAAAAUUUCUUUCUUGAUGGUGGGUCAUACUCACGAAGAUAUUGAUCAGGUUUUUUCCAAAUUUAGUCAUUGGCUAGGUCGCCAUGCGGCUAUGACAUUAAUGAAACUGAUGAAUGGUUUUGAGGCCUGCUACACUCCAGGACCACACAGUAUUAAAACAAACAGAGUGUACAACAUAACGGAAUGGAUAACGCCAUUCCUAAACACCAUAAAAAACCAUUCAAAACCACACGUUUUCAAAAUACUACAAGACGAAACUGGAAAAGCAAAACUUUACUGGAAGAAGUGGUCGACUGAUAAGGAGUGGACAGACAGCAGUAAUUAUUUACUGAAAGAAAACGUUGUUGGGUCUCCCCUUGUAAUUGAACCAGAUUAUUCCGAAAUAGAAGAAAAUCGGGAACGUUUGGAAUCAGACGUUCGAGGGAGCUAUAGAUUUUUCGGAAAAGAGGAUGACAAGAGGUGGUGGGAGAAUUUUUUCAGCUCACAAUUUGAUGACACAGAAGAUGCAUUACAGAUGUCACAGGGAACAGAACCACUUGAACCAACUGAUGUAUAUAACUUCGAUCUAGAAGAAGACUCAGAAAUUCCACCAGUCAUCAUAGGAAAAUGUGCACCUUCAGCGAAAGCUACGGAUAUUGCACCAGGAGAUUUUGUUUGUGCUGAUGUACCAAAAUAUGCUGGGGAAUGGCCACAGUUGGGGAGAAUUGUAUCCGUUGAAUGUGAUUCUGUUCAGUUGCAGUGGUACAAGGGAUCCAGAACCACAGCAUGGACCCCCUGUACUAGGCGAGUGAAGGGCGUAAGGGGGAAAACAGAGCCCUGGAUGGAGAAGAGGUAG